Hyalella azteca is the source of this 8072-nucleotide messenger RNA. Its product is annotated as fat-like cadherin-related tumor suppressor homolog. The transcript is spliced from 19 exons. Gene Ontology annotation, cellular component: plasma membrane. The record is from RefSeq and is a predicted model, not a curated record. The annotation marks the transcript as partial. NCBI's taxonomy places the organism in Eukaryota, Metazoa, Arthropoda, Malacostraca, Amphipoda, Hyalellidae. Gene Ontology annotation, molecular function: calcium ion binding. Gene Ontology annotation, biological process: homophilic cell-cell adhesion.
UUAAACAGAUUUUUACAAUUGAUUGCCGUUGCUUACGUAUGCUUUAUCAGUUUAUGCGUUUGUAUUGUGAGCUAGCAGUAAGUAGGCCUAAUUGAUUUCAAGUCUACCAUUGAAAAACUAAAGAAGCCUUGGAAGCUGUGCGUGGUAACCGAAGAUUGCCGCGGCAGACUAUCUGGCAUCAUCACGCUGUCGCUGGCGACUCCUAGACGGCAGGAUCCACGCGGUGACAGCGAAUACUGGCGCACAUGUAGAAUCUUAUUUACAUCGAUGAUCGCCUGGAAAUCAGCGCAUGAACAACUCGACACUCACGACGAAGAGGGAACUCGGCUCUGCUGAGCCCUGGAUGACGUCAUCACCUGCUGCCCGACGCUCCUGUCGCACCUCGCUCGACGACUCGUCACGCCCAUGCGGCGGUACACGCACCCCGAGGUUGUCGUCAUGGGAGGCGGUGGAGUACAGUGAAGUGACCUAAUCACCCCGAGCAUGGCAAUACUGGUGGAAGGCUGUUGAGUACAGUGACGUGACCUAAUCACCCCGAGCAUGUCAAUACUGGUGGAAGGCUGUUGAGUACAGUGACGUGACCUAAUCACCCCGAGUAUGGCAAUACUGGUGGAAGGCUGUUGAGUACAGUGAAGUGACUUAAUCACCCCGAGCAUGUCAAUACUGGUGGAAGGCUGUUGAGUACAGUGAAGUGACCACACUGUUUCUCAUCAUGGCUGAUACGUUGGAGAGACAGUUUUCGCCGCUCCCCUCCCACAAUAAUGAACGAAUACCUGAUGUCUGUAAACUUCUAUGUUCUGGACACCAAAAGUGUUUAAAAUCUGGUAGCUCCUUUACAAGUAUAAAAUUAAAGAAGAAAAAGUGUAGAAAAAGUCACAAUUUAUUGCUCAUGAAUAGGCUAUUGAUACUAGAACCUAUGGUAAUCUGGCUUAGUGUGUUAACUCUCCUUCUAACGGCCUCACUUGCGUCUAGCGCUGAGAUCAGUUUUUUAAAAGAUUUUUACAAUGUGAGUAUAAAAGAAAAUUCCCUACCGAGAACAUAUGUUAAGGGAAAUGAACUUAUGGGAGUUUCUCUUGAAUCUCUGCCUGAAGCUGGCCGUGUGCAGUACUCGAUUGUAUCCGGGGAUCCGGAAGGUUUCUUUGCUGUGGAAGAGGAACAAGUGGGUGGAAUUUCAGUGCUUCAUAUUCGCACCAAAACUGGCUUGCGGGAUGUUCUAAACAGGGAAAGACAGUCUAGUUAUACAAUCACGACCACAGCAGAGAUCCGAUCUUCCACAAACGUUGUUUAUUCUGCCACCACGACUAUUCAUGUCGAGGUUGAGGACACCAACGACAAUAUCCCUCUUUUCUUCCCCGACUCUUAUACCGUCGAUGCUCCGGAAGACUUGCUCCUGAAUACUCGCUUGGUUCAAGUCAAAGCUCACGAUGCUGACUCGGGCAGAAAUGGUGAGGUGUAUUAUUAUCUCAGCGAUGCAAUGACCAACUUAUUUGCUGUGCAUCCCAUAACUGGCGUCGUGUCUUUGACAAGAUCCCUGCAAGGGCAUAUAACUAAAGAGUUCCACAUAAAGGUGUUAGCAAGAGACAGAGGGUCGGAUGUUGAGUUCCUCAGAGAAUCAGCAAUUGGACAGGCCGACGUAACCGUCUCGGUUGUGGCGAUGAACAACUCCCCUCCCAAGAUCGCGGUACGUCACUUGCCCAGCGUGGUCGAGCACGCACACGCGCACAUAUACGGCAUCAUCACCGUCACCGACCCUGAUGACGGACCGAGUGGAGAAAUCGAACUUGUUGAGAUUGUUGAUGGGGAUCACGACAGAGUAUUCAGCAUUGGUAGAGGAGAAAAACCUAAUGAGUAUAAUUUGAUGGUUUUACGAUUGCUCGACCGAGAAUUAGCGCCUGCAGGUUUCAAUUUAACCAUUCGGGCUACUGACAGAGGUAGACCACGCGCAAGUGCUGACAAGAGCGUUUCUGUCGUUAUAGCAGAUGUGAACGACCACGCGCCAGUAUUUAUCCCAAAAGAAUAUGACGUUUCUAUCAGCGAAGAGGCUCCUCCCAACACUCCUGUUGUUCGGCUAUUUGCCAUUGAUUCCGAUCUUGGCAAGAAUGGUGAAGUAACUUUUGAGAUCGUUUCCGGGAACCCUGACAGGAAGUUUGAGAUCAAUUCAGCCACAGGGGUGAUUUCUACGGCAGACUGGCUUGAUGCUGAAUCUAAGUCUUACUUUAGUUUAACUGUAGCCGCUAUGGACAGUGCCAGUCCCGCAGUUCGGAGACAGUCGACCACUGGGGUCAUCAUCCGAGUCUUAGAUUCAAAUGACAACGCGCCAACUUUCUUAAAUAUCGACGAUGUUGUUGAAGUGAACGAGAACGAACCUGCCGGGUCGUUCGUUAUUAGAGUUGCUGCAUCAGAUUCAGACUCGAGUGAAAACGGCUUUUUGUCUUAUUCUCUCGUCAAUGGUAACCAAGUCCCUUUUACGAUCGACCCAUUUGAUGGAAUUAUUCGGACAGCUAAAGUUCUGGAUUUUGAGACUGGGAAGAAAUCAUACACAUUGCGAGUUAAGGUAUCCGAUUGGGGUCAACCGUAUAAGCACGAGACGCAAACCAUAAUUCAAGUAACCGUCAAAGACAUUAACGACAAUCGACCUCAGUUCCUGACAUCAGAUUGCUCCGGCUGGAUAUCAGUGAACACUCACAAAGAUAGACCAAUUGUCACUCUUAAAGCAGUCGAUCUAGACGCAGAUACUAGAGUUCGGUAUCAGCUAAUAGGAAACACGAAUAGAGAUUGCUGGUUCAUUGACCCCGAUUUGGGUACCAUCACAGCCAACUGUAAUUUGAGAGCGGCAGUCCUGCUGAGAGCUCGAACAAAGACAGUCAUGUUGAAUGUCACAGCCUCGGACGGUCGUUACAUGUCAGAUCCUGUCAUGGUCACCCUAAAUGUGUAUGAUCCUCAAUACAAUGACCCAGAAAAUAUGUAUUACGCAAGAGAUGUGACUUGUAGGCCAAACGAGAUCGCGCGCGAGUACAUUGAUGUCGAAUUGUCAGCCCAUGUAACUGAAAUGUCAGGAAACGAAGAAUAUCAAGCUAUUCAGCCAUACGUGAGUGAAAAUUUUCACGCUCCUAUAAUUUCCAGCAAAACGCCCAUUUCAGUAGAAGUGCCUGAAAAUGCGCUGGUCGGAUCGGAAGUUCUCGUGAUAGCAGCCACGGACAAGGAUCGUAGUUUCGACGGCCGUCUUGUCUAUGCUAUUGCAUCAGGAAAUAUCGAUUCAGUUUUUGAGAUCAACAUGAUCACUGGAGUAGUGCGGUUAUCGGCCGCGCUAGACCGAGAGAAGCGUGCACUUUAUGUCUUGAAUAUCACAGUUUAUGAUUCAGGCCAGCCCCGACUGAGUUCCAGUAUAAACGUAACCGUCCAAAUUAUGGACAUCAACGAUAACGCUCCACAAUUUCUUAGAUUCAGUUAUCAUCUCCACCUUCCAGAAAAUAUGAAGAUAGGAACUAGUGUUGCUCAACUGCAAGCAGUUGAUGCAGAUGAAGGAAAUAACGCCCUAGUUACGUACAAACUAAUUUCCAAUACUCGGCAAUUUCGUUUGAAUUCGAAUUCUGGGAUUCUUGAACUCGUGGCGCCUUUGGACCGUGAAAAAAUUGACCAGUACGAGCUUAAGGUCCGAGCGUGGGAUGGCGGGGAAGACGAACGUCGGUAUUCUGACGUGGUCGUGCACAUAACAGUUCUGGAUAUCAACGACUGCGCUCCGGACUUUGGUGCAGCCAAGUUCAUCAGCAUCAGCGUGCCAGAAGAUUAUCCAGUUGGUGCCGUAGUUGCUAUAAUGCAAGCUACAGACUUAGAUGUCGGGCAAAGCGCUGUCGUUUCGUAUUCUUUCGUGGAAGACGAUAACGCAAACUUUCGCAUCGAUAAAGAGACUGGCGUCGUUCGUAUCACUUCGCCUUUGGACUUUGAAAAAACUAGAUUGCAUAACCUCACAAUUAAGGCCUCUGACAAAGGAUUCCCUCCACUGCACAGCUUUGCGCAGCUUAUAAUUCACGUAGAAGACGUCGAAGAGACCAUUGUCACCCACGAAUUCAAGCAGAGAAUAGCGCGAGGAUGGAUCCGAGAAAACGAGCCUCCGGGCACGCUGGCCACCACACUCGCGGUCAGCGGGGAGCGCCAUCCCAGGCUGCAGUUCGCCAUCACCGACGGCGACGGUCACGGAUACUUCGCUGUCAACAGUCGCGGGGAGCUACGCAGCACGCGUUCUCUGGACCGCGAGACGCGACGUGGCUACUGGACAGCUGUCGUCGCCUGGACCACCAGCGCUGCUGACACCUGCUGGGCGGGUAACGGGACGGGGGCGCUGAGCUUCUUCGUGCGCAGCGUGCGUGGUCGCCGCAACACCGAGGCACUGGCGGCGACUCUGGGCGAGGCGGGCUGGGGGCCUGACACGCAGGGCGACGAGCUCUUCGUCGUUAACAGGACCACGGGCGUGCUGAGCACCGCAGGGCCUCUGGACCGAGAGCUGCAGUCACAGUACGAGGUGCAGGUGAUCGUGAGUGACGGCAGCCUGUGGACGGUGACGCCCGUCUACGUUACUGUGAGCGACGUCAACGACAACGCCCCGCAGUUCCUGGAGUCGCUGUACCGCGUCACGGUCCCCGCACGGCCCGCCGGGCGACGACGCUUGCCGCUGCUCAGGGACAGUUUCUUCCUGCAGGUUCACAUGACAGGUUCUUCCCGCAGGUUCACAAGACAGGUUCUUACUGCAGGUUCACAAGGCAGGUUCUUGCCGCAGGUUUACAAGACAGGUUUACAAGGCAGGUUCUUGCUGCAGGUUUACGCAAAGGACCUGGACGCGGACGGCAACGCGGACCUGACGUACAGCCUGCGCGGCAAGGCCAAGAGCGUCUUCAAGAUCAACCCCAAGACCGGCGCCUUGCUCAACCGCGCCGCCCUCCUGCCCGGCCACACGCACGACUUCAUCGUUGAGGCUCGCGACGGUGGACGGCCGCCCCUGUGGGCGACAGCGCGUGUGCUGGUGCGCGUGGCGCCCCCGCCGUCCACGAGCUCCGGCCCUCCCAUCGUCCAGGCGCCCACGCCCGCCCACGUCAUGGAGACCGACCCCCCGGGCCACUUGGUGGCCUUCAUCUCAGCGUCCCCGCGCGAUGACGGCAACAGCCUCUGGUACUCCAUCACCGACGGCGACAGCGCCGGUCACUUCAGCGUGGGUAUAGACAACGGCCUGGUGACCGUCGCGCGACCGUUGGACCGCGAGGUCCGGCAUCACUUCAAUCUUGAGCUCUCAGUCACUGAUGGACAACACUCGACCGCCGUGCAGCUGCCGGUGUCCGUGCUGGACGCCAACGACCACGCGCCCGUGUUCAGCGCGCCGCUCUACGACGUGACGGUGCCGGAGGACGCCGCCCCCGGCACGUCCAUCGUCACGCUGCUGUGUCGGGACAAGGACCACAUGGCUCCCGUCCCCACCACCAGCCCACAGCGCAACACCUCCAGCACUGAUGGCUUCGUCUCUGACUCAGCGGGGGCCGUAACGCCGCUGUUCUUCUCGCUGGAGCACGGCGAGGCCCUCAACUCCGCUGAGCUCUUCAGCGUCGACAGCGCCUCUGGGGUUGUGUCAGUGGCCCAGCCGCUGGAUCGGGAGGUGUCAGGCAGCCACCUGCUGACCGUGAGCUGUCGGGACCGCGGCGCCCGCGCCAACGCUGACUUCGCGCGUGUCCAUAUUUCUCUGAGUGACGCCAACGACCACUGGCCGGUGUUUGCUGAGGCCAGCCUCAGUGUCCAGGUGGCGGCUGACACGAGCGUCGGGGCGCGCGUGACGCGCGUCGUCGCCGUUGACAGCGACACCGGCGACAACGGCAGACUCGCCUACACCAUCGCUGCAGGUAACGACGAGGGGACGUUCACAAUAGACGAGGCCACCGGGUUGCUGAGGGUCGCCCAGCCGCUGCAGGAGGGUCGCGCCUACGAGCUGCUGGUGAGGGCUUCGGACGGCGCCCCUGAGCCGCGGUCCGCUUCCCUGCAGGUGCUGGUGACCGCUACGCCCGCCCUCAACGAUCCUCCGGCCUGGUCCUCCGAUCUCCUGGACGGCGAAGGCGGCACCAACAGCGCCAUGAAGACCGUCCACGUGAGUGAGUGGGCGCCGCGGGGGACGGCCGUUGCCAUGGUGGCGGCGUCAUCACCAAGGGCGGCACUUCGUUAUUCCAUCACUGAUGGUGAUGAUCGCGAUAACGCUUCGUUCUUCAUCACCCCUGCGUCAGGAGUGGUGAUGCUAGCGGCACCACUUGACCGAGAAACGCAGCCUCACUACAACCUCACCAUCACCGCCACCAAUCAGCUGGGGGUGUCGCGGGACACAUGGGUCGUCAUCUCAGUGGUGGACGAGAACGACCAGCGGCCGCAAUGGCAGAGCUUGCGCUACCUCGGCGCUGUGCUCGAGAGCGCCAAGCCUGGCGAGCUUGUCUUCGACUUCGCUGAUUACAACCAAACAGCGGAGGAGAGACUAGACGCUCCCUUCACACUCUCGCGUGGGUCAGAUCAUGCAACACAACCUGCGGACCUGGGGCGGUCAGCUCGGGCUCCUAAUUAUGAUCCAUCUUCAAGUAACUUUCCUUCACAUGUGACCAACACUCGCCGCGGUCUUGAGAUUCCGCCUGCUGUUUUACCCAUCCGAAAUCUGCGCAACUUUUCGCCGCUUGUGCUGAGCGCCGCUGACUCCGAUGUGGGCGCUAACGGGCGAGUCAAGUACACGCUGGCGCAGCACAAUAAGGCCGCCCGCUUCUUCAGCGUCGAUGAAUACACAGGAGCUGUACGAGUUGCCGGUGACUUGUCGCAGCUCGCUGGUCGGCUGCUGCAGUUCAGCGUGUGGGCGUCAGACAGCGGCAGCCCCUCGCUCGAGGCCCUCACGCCUGCCAGCGUUGCUAUUGUGGUCGAGAAAGAGAACCUUUACCCACCUGAGUUUAGGACGAGUGAGCGCCGCGCUGUGGUACGGCUACCGACCGUGCCUGGUGUGCGGGUGACGUGCCUUCAGGCUACAGACCCUGACGACACCCGCGGCCACAACUCCAGCAUUACGCGUUCAGAGAUCACUAUGGGGACACGCACUGCUUUGUCAUACUCCUUGAAACGUCGCGACGAUGUUGCCAGUGAGGAGUUGUAUUAUGACGUGGACAGUGAGAACGGCUGCAUCUUUGUGAACUCCGUGAAGAUGCCUAGGGGCGACCACCACCUCACCGUGACCGUGUCAGACGGUCUCCACGACACGACCGCAGAACUGACCAUCUCCGUGCUAGAGUCUUUGCAGAACUCCUUGAGGUUCACGCAAGAACGCUACUUCGCUCACGUGUCAGAGAACUCGACGAAGACCAUUAAUUUGCUUGUGGUUGAAGUAGAAAAUGUCAGUCCCGGAGAUCACAUUCUUUAUUCCGUUCUCAACCCGAACAAAUAUUUGAAAGUAUCGCCUACUGCAGGAGUUGUCCAGACUACAGGGACGCCGUUCGACCGAGAGGAGAUGGAGCAUUUCACCCUCAUCGUUCAGGCCCGUGAGACGGGCAGCGGCCGUAGCGGCAACGGUGAAGUAACGGUCGCCGUACUGGACACGAACGACAACGCCCCUGUCUUCGUAGGGCAGCCGUACAUAGCGCUGCUGCCCACGGCUGCUGCUGCCGGACAUCCUCUCUUCCAGGUGCGGGCGGUAGACGCUGACUCUGGAGUGUUCGGAAGUGUUCGUUAUGAGCUGCCCGACACCUCAGGACACUUCGCCAUCGCCGCGGACACUGGCCACGUGUCCCUGACGCAGCCAGCGGCGCUGCUCGACGACCUCGUCACACUUGACGUGCUGGCCCUUGAUGGCGGCACCCCUCCCCUCACAGCCCGUGCCUCCAUCAGUGUCCGCGUCGUGGCGACGACAGGCCCCGUGUUCAGCGAGCCCGUGUACCACACGACCGUGCCUGAGGACGCCGCCGUGGGCGCUGCCGUGUUGCGUCUCAGCGCCGAGAGCCCCGCGCGCGCCGCCCUCGUCUACUCCGUCGUGGCGGGCGACCACGCGCGUCAUUUCACGCUCGACUACACGUCCG